AUGGUCAGGUUGCGCGAGAUCUCGCGUACUGCCGCCUUCGCCUGGUCGCCUGGCACUACGAAGCCAUUAAUAGUUACUGGAACCCGAGCUGGAGCUGUUGACGCCGACUUCUCCGAUGAGACGCAGUUGGAGUUGUGGGAUUUGAGCCUUGACAACCAAGAACAAGGACUUGAGCUUCAACCUAUUGCAAGCAUCGCUGCUGACUCAAGGUUCUACGAUAUUGCUUGGGGCCAACCUUCCGAAGACUACCCGCAGGGCAUUAUCGCCGGUGCUCUCGAAAACGGUUCGCUCGAUCUCUGGGAUGCCGCAAAACUCAUCGCAGGCGAAUCCGACGCGUUAAUAUCACGAACAACGAAGCAUACAGGACCUAUUAAGUCGUUACAAUUCAACCCGUUGAGACCUCAGAUUCUAGCCACUGCCGGCGCGAAGGGAGAGCUAUUCAUUUAUGACGUCUACGACCCCGAAAAUGCUUUCCGCUUGGGCACUGCUGCUGCUCGUUCAGACGAUUUAGAAUGUGUAGCAUGGAACACAAAAGUAGCCCAUAUUCUUGCUACGGGAGGAACUGGUGGUUUCGUUACUGUUUGGGAUUUAAAGACGAAGAAAGCCUCUUUAACACUUAACAAUAACCGAAAGCCCGUUAGUGCCAUUGCUUGGGAUCCAAACAACUCUACCAAGUUAUUGACCGCUACUCCCGAUGAUACUACUCCCGUCAUCUUGCUCUGGGAUCUGCGAAACUCCAAUGCACCGGAGAGGACACUCCAAGGUCACGAGCAAGGUGUUCUUUCGGUGUCUUGGUGCGAGCAUGAUGGCGAUAUUUUGAUUUCGUCCGGCAAGGAUAACAGGACGUUAGUUUGGAACCCUCAAACAGGCGAGCGCUACGGAGAAUUCCCUGAAGUUACCAACUGGACGUUCCUUACUCGAUUCCAUCCUCACAACCCUAGUAUCUCAGCGACCGCGUCCUUUGAUGGAAAAAUUACUAUUCAGACGCUCCAAAACACAAACCCCUCGGCUGUACAGAACACAACCCAAAAUAGCCUAGAUGGCGAAGACUUUUUCACUCAGGCCCAGAGGCAACCUCAAGGCGCAGCUUUCUCCUUAGGGAAGGCUCCAAGGUGGCUCGAGAGGCCGGUUGGAGUUUCGUUUGGAUUUGGUGGAAAACUCGUUAUCUUCAAGCAAAACCCUCAUCAGCCUGGCCACAAGCGCUCUUCCAAGAUUGAAAUUUCUCAGUUUUCUGUGGAUUCGGACAUUGGCAGCGCGACUGAGAAAUUUGAGGAGUCGCUCAAAUCCGGUGAUGUUACGGCCAUAUGCGAAUCGCACAUAGAGCAAGCCCAGACAGAAGAAGAGAAAGCUGACUGGCGUGUCUUGGAAACCCUGCUCACCGAAAAUCCGCGAAAACAAAUUGUCGAAUAUCUGGGAUUUAGUGAGGAAGAAGCAAACGACGAAUCAACUAAUGGUGUAACCGAAGAAGCUUCUGAGACCAAGGAACCUGAGCCAGAGAAAUCUAGCCUAGGAGUAAAGACCCACAAGAAACGCAUUUCAACUUUCUUCUCCGAUGGAGGCGAAGGCGAAAGUGAGGACUUCCUAGCCAGUCUGUCGGCCACAAAGGGCGCUAAAACGGAUAACCCUUUCCAUCUAUUUGGCGAAGGUGAUACAGGUGUUGAGAAGCAGAUUACAAAGGCCUUAAUGUUGGGUCAGUUUGAGAAAGCAAGUGAAAUCUCCCUGAAGGAUGGUCGCAUUGCGGAUGCCUUCAUUAUCGCCAACUGUGGUGGAAAGGAGCUCGUCGACAAGGUCCAAUCCACUUAUUUAUCCCAAAAGACAGGCAUCCCAAGCUACUUACGGCUUUUGGGUUCUGUUAUUGUCAAGAAUCUAUGGGAUGUUGUGUAUAAUGCCGAUCUAGCAGACUGGAAGGAGACUAUGGUGACGCUCUGCACGUAUGCGGACCCAACCGAGUUCCCUGAUCUGUGUGAAGCCUUGGGAGACCGUAUCCUUGAAUCUGGAUCCAGGAAGGAUGCCUCCUUCUGUUAUCUAGUUGGCUCCAAGCUCGAGAAGGUCAUCGACAUCUGGGUUGCCGAGCUGGAGGAAGCCGAGAAGGCUGGAUUAGCCGAGGCUACCGAUUCCACUUUCUCCAUCCACGCAAGGUCUCUCCAGCAGUUCAUUGAGAAGGUUACGGUUUUCCGCCACGUAGCAAAAUUCCAAGAUACUGAGACGGGCCUAACUUCAGGCUGGAAGUUAUCUUCGCUUUACGACAAAUACAUUGAAUAUGCGAACAUUGUCGCUGCCCACGGCCAAUUACAGAUCGCACACAAGUACCUAAGCCUCCUACCAUCGAAGUACGACGCUGCCGAUAUGGCGCGCGAGCGUGUGCAAUUAGCAACGCAAAAGGUAGCUCACCAGCCUGCUGUCAGACAGCCAGUUCAGAGGCCCGCGGCGACCUCCCGUGUACCUUCUCGAGCACCAUCCGUAGCUGCAGGAUAUCAACCACCUCAACCAGCUGUCGGCAUUAAUCCUGUGAACCCUUACGCGCCCCCGGCUGUCCAGACUUCCGCAGCGAAUCCCUAUGCGCCGCCGAUUGCUAGUAACCCCUACGCUCCGCAAGGAUACCAACCAUCGCAGCCGCAACCCGUUCAAUUAUCUCAACAUCAAGGCUAUGGUCCUCCACCAACCUCUUUCGGAGCCCCCCCGAGAGCAUCAACCCCAUCCACCAAACCUCCUCCAAGGGCUUCGGAUGCAGGAAACUGGAAUGAUGUACCCAUAGUGACGAAAGCGCCUCCCCGAAGAAAUACGCCGAGCGCUGCCGCUAUCACAUCACCAUUUUCUAACCAAGUAAACCAGGGAAUACCUCCACCACCGCAGAGUCCCUACGGUUCUCAGCACGGAACAGGGACACCGCCACCUCCCCCUCCUAAAGGUCCAGCGGCUGGGAGGAUAAUGUCUCCCCUUGGUGGCCCUCCCCAAGCUGGUCAAUUGCCGCCUCCUCCUCGACCCGGAUCAACUGCGGCACAAAACUAUGCUCCACCUCCCCCUGCCCAGACACAAGGAGGUCCUGGUAUGCCUCCACCCCCAAUGGGCCACGUUGUCCCCAGAAUGUCUUCGCCUUAUAACCCGCCACCAGCGGGAGCCGCGCCUACAAGCCGAUACGCCCCAGCACCGGCGCCUCAAUCGUUCGGUACUCCUUCCCAGCAGGCUCCCCCGCCUCAUGCCGGCCGAGCGCCGCCGCCAAACCCUUAUGCGCCACCUCCCCAGGCAGCGCCCUCUCAUAAUCAAUACGGUCAAACCCCGUAUGGUGCUCCGCCGGUACAGCAAGGGCCACCUUCUACCGGCCCUCCAUCGAGCAUCGGUGGUCCCCCACCGGCAACAACUUCGCCUGCGCCCCCUCCACCGCGAGCCGCGGCACCAUCAAAGCCCCGACACCCUGCGGGUGAUCGCUCUCACAUUCCUCCUAACGCCCAACAGCUGGUUGAUAUCCUGAAUCGCGACAUGCAACGAGUAGCUUCCAAGGCACCAGCCUCAUUUGCUCCUCAGGUGAAAGAUACGCAGAAACGGUUAGGUCUACUAUUUGAUCAUCUCAACAAUGAGGAACUCGUGAAGCCAGACACUAUCGAGCAAUUAACCCAGCUGGCUCAUUCGUUGGAGUCUAAGGACUACCCGGAGGCUCAGCGCUUGCAGGUAGAAAUCCAACGAGACAAGACGGAGGAAUGCGGUAACUGGAUGGUUGGAGUUAAACGGUUAGUCCAGAUGAGCAAAGUUACGGCCUAG
Daldinia childiae is the source of this 3756-nucleotide messenger RNA. Its product is annotated as Protein transport protein SEC31. The coding region runs from base 1 to 3756 and encodes 1251 amino acids. Gene Ontology annotation, cellular component: COPII vesicle coat; endoplasmic reticulum exit site. Gene Ontology annotation, biological process: COPII-coated vesicle cargo loading; endoplasmic reticulum organization; endoplasmic reticulum to Golgi vesicle-mediated transport. Gene Ontology annotation, molecular function: protein binding; structural molecule activity. The record is from RefSeq and is a predicted model, not a curated record. The transcript has 3 exons. Lineage: Eukaryota; Fungi; Ascomycota; Sordariomycetes; Xylariales; Hypoxylaceae.